UCAAGAGAUAUCAUUCGGUGACGCCAUGUUUCUUGAAGUAUUGAUAGGAAUAGCUUCUUUUUUGACUUUAAUUUAUGCCCUUGACCUGUUUAAUAGGAAGUCAACCAAUUUCAAUGGAAAACAUACAGUGAUUACAGGAGGAUCUAGCGGUAUAGGUAAGGCACUGGCCAUUGAACUUGCCAAAGUCGGUGCAAAUAUAACACUCCUAGCACGUAAUGAGGAAAGGUUAGCAAAAGCCAAAGCAGAAAUAGAAAAGCAUUUGCUAGAAGGUAGAAAGGUGCAAACAUUUUCUGUGGAUCUUAGUAGUGAUAUAAAACAAGUGGAGAAAGCAUUUGACGAGGUGUAUAGUACUUUUGGUCCAGUGGAUGUUCUGUUUAACUGUGCUGGGUAUGCAACCUGUGGGGUCUUUGAGGAAACAAAUAUUGAAGACUUUAAGAACAUGAUGAAUACAAACUAUUUUGGAAGUGUUUAUCCUACCUAUGUCACAAUAAAGAACAUGAAGCAAAGAAAACAAGGCCACAUAGUGUUUGUCUCCUCUAUGGGAGGACAGCUUGGAAUCUUUGGCCUUACUGCAUAUUCAGCAUCUAAAUUUGCAGUCCGUGGCUUUGCAGAAAGCUUGUUCAUGGAGGUAAAGCCUUAUAAUAUUGGAGUCUCUGUGGUAUUUCCACCAGAUACAGAUACUCCAGGAUUUGAGAAUGAAAAUAAGCUGAAGCCAGAGGAAACCAAAUUGAUCUGUAGUUCUGGUGGCUUAUUUAGCCCUGAAAGUGUUGCAAAAAAUAUCAUUUCUGGAGUUGAGUCAAGGAAGUUUCUAAUAUCCUGUGGUUUGGAUGGAUGGGCACUUAAUGCUGUUACCUCAGGAGCAGCACCUCCUUCUUCCUGGAUGGAACUGAUUACACAGGUAACAGUAAUGGGAGUGCUUCGUAUAGUAAUGGCAUUUACCUCAAUAAGUCAUGAUAAGAUUGCUAAAGAAGGAAGAACUAAACGAGAAGGAUCUUGACUGAUAAUAAAAGUAACAUGUAGUAGUAUAUAAACAGGGCUCUCUUUACUAGCUCUGCUACUAGAGACAUCCCUGAAUAAAUAUUGUUGAAAUAUUAAAAAACAUAUAUAUAAAUAAAUGACAUUACCAGAAUGAAAAGUAAUGACAGGCAUGACAGUUUGUUACAAUAAACAAUAGUGAUCAUGUGAUUGAUCAGAAUGUUCCCAUUUCAGACCAUGUGUCGUAAGGUAGUAUACUUAUGACACACGAGGUCUGAAAUACUCAAGGAAUGUUAAACGGUCUAAAUUGGAAAAGACAGAAUCUUCAAAUUAUCUUGGGUUUAAAAAAGGUGUAAUUGGAAUUUAGUAAAAUAAACUUACUGAUUAAAUAGAUAAUUGCAUAUAAA
Molecule: messenger RNA, 1382 nt
Organism: Actinia tenebrosa (Australian red waratah sea anemone)
Lineage: Eukaryota; Metazoa; Cnidaria; Anthozoa; Actiniaria; Actiniidae
Product: 3-dehydrosphinganine reductase
Biological process (GO): sphingolipid biosynthetic process
Cellular component (GO): endoplasmic reticulum membrane
Molecular function (GO): 3-dehydrosphinganine reductase activity
Source: RefSeq, a predicted model, not a curated record